AAUAACGAUGAUAUUGAAUAACCUCAUUAAAGCAAUACUGUUGUAUACUCAAAGUUGAAGCUAUUUAUACCAUUUCACUUCAUGUCGGAAACAAUCUAUAGCCAGGUACGACAGUAAUUCAUGACGGGAAAGACCAAAAAGGUGCGGAAUGAAAAAGCAUACGACACCUAAACAAACAGUCAUCAACGAUAGUCAAUAUUUCAUUGUAUUGGUUCUUGGGCAUUACGCGUUCUAUUAAGCGCGCUGUCACCUGUCUUUGAAACACUAAAGCUAAGAAAUUACAGUAAGAAGAAAACAAGUUGUUAUAGUUACAUACACGUACAACUCAUAACGAUUGGGUUGGAGUGUGCGUUUAUGCUGAAGAUAUUCUGGGCCGGCCGUGAAGGAGAAAUCAAAGCUAUAAGAAAAAUCUGUAUAUAUACGCUAUGAUUGACUACAACUCGACAAUCAACAACAGUGAGAUCAUUGUCAAUGGAGGGGCUACAGAAAAGCCACUCUGGUACUGGAUAAUAAACACGUUCAUUUCCAUGGUCACUGUAUCUGGAAAUGGUCUGGUCAUAUACGUCUUGGUUACCAGGCGUCGUCUCCUUACACCUGUCAACUGGUUUGUCUUGUCACUCAGUAUCUCGGAUUUCCUCAUCGGACUUUUCCUUCCUCCGAUGUCAGCUAUCUGUGAAUACGGAUUCAAAUGCAACAAGAGGAUAUUUUAUCUUUUCUACAAUAGUCUCAUGUCAUUGGCCGUCAUCAACAUAUUUACCAUGACUUUUGACCGCUAUUUUGGGAUUGUUUACCCGUUGAAAUACCACUUGUAUAUGACAAACACGCGUAUCCGAAUAUUAUUGGCAUGUUCGUGGGUCACGCCGGUCAUACUCUCUUGUAUUCCCGUUACUUGGUCUAACGCCCCUCCUGACGUGGCUGCCACCUCAAAACGGAUCCACACAAGCAUAAUGCUUGCGAUUUUCGAGUUCUUCCCUCCCGUUCUUAUGCUCCUGAUGUACAUUCGAAUUCUCCUUACUGCCCGCCGACAUGCUCGCCAAACAGCCAAUCAGAUCGCGCAGCUGAAUUAUAAUCAGUACUCCCACAAUGCAUCGCGUAAUCGUACUGAGCGUUCGGUUCGUGUUAUCGGAGCUGUCGUGAUGUUAUUCGUGUUUUGCUGGCUACUAGAUAUUUAUAAGUCUAUUUGUUGGCACUACCACGUUUGUAGCCUAUCACCUAACGCUGUCUGUGUGUCUAUUGUCCUGCUGUACUUGAAUUCAGCGGUUAACCCUCUAGUGUAUGCGCUACUCAAGAAUGACUUCAAGAGGGAAAUCAGGAACCUUUUCUGUUGUACUCAGAGUUCUGUGGCUAAUACGACUUUAGAAAUGACAGAAAAUAAGAACGAUAAAAACACUUUGAGGGAUUCCGUGUAUCAUCCAGAAAGAACAUGUACUUAAUACAGCAGUAAUUAAUUAUUCUUUCUUUGCACAUGACGUCAUAGCCGCCAUCUUUGUUGAAUUUAACAAAAGAAUUGUCAAUGAAUUCUUUUUUUAUGUCAACCAAUAUGGCCGCUGUGUCUUUUGUCAUGUUACUCACUUGGGAAUAGCGCACUCGCUACUCUCGCUGCACCUCUGGGGUCUCAGGUUCGAUCCCUACACUACAGGCUCUCUGUUUAUUUUUUCCCUGUAAAACCCUAUUAAUGUGGUGAUGUUACGUCAUAGCCGCCAUCUUGGUUGACGAUAACAAAGGAUUCCUCAUAAGCUUCUCUUGUUAAAUCAACCAAGAUGGCGGCUAUUAAUUUUUAUUUAUAUCUCAUGGGAAUUUUGAGUCAUGUGGUUGCACCCCAAGAAUAUAUGUUUAAUUCCAGUUCUGUGAGUAAGCGAGGUCUGACUUUGACUGAGCCCAGAGUUUGUUUUAGGGUUCUAUCUGUGAUAUGACUUAGAUCA
Messenger RNA from Actinia tenebrosa (Australian red waratah sea anemone), 1922 nucleotides. Its product is annotated as histamine H2 receptor. Lineage: Eukaryota; Metazoa; Cnidaria; Anthozoa; Actiniaria; Actiniidae. Gene Ontology annotation, biological process: G protein-coupled receptor signaling pathway. Gene Ontology annotation, cellular component: membrane. Gene Ontology annotation, molecular function: G protein-coupled receptor activity. The record is from RefSeq and is a predicted model, not a curated record.